This is a messenger RNA of Dermatophagoides farinae (American house dust mite), 1637 nucleotides long. RefSeq names its product RCC1 and BTB domain-containing protein 2. Gene Ontology annotation, molecular function: protein binding. The record is from RefSeq and is a predicted model, not a curated record. Lineage: Eukaryota; Metazoa; Arthropoda; Arachnida; Sarcoptiformes; Pyroglyphidae.
UGCAAAACAAUUUUUAUUGAUGACCGAAAAAGCUACAUAUGCAUAUGGCGAAAAAAUAUGCUCAUGGUUAUCGUUGAAACAUGAUAUGAGCAAACCACAACAGAUAUCACUUUUAAAUGAUAAGAAAAUCGUUCAAGUAGAUUCUGGCAGGGAUAUUGUCUCCAUUCUAACUGAUGAUGGACAAGUAUUCAUAGCCAGCGAUGUUAAAUCUAAAUGGGAUACGAAUGAAACAUUACGAUUAAUCAACACCGGUAAUGACUGUUUCAAGAUGAUUGCUUGUGGAAGGGGGCAUUUAUUAAUGCUACGACAAGAUGGUCAUGUUUUCGCUAUGGGUGAUAAUAGUUAUGGUCAAAUAACUGGUAAUGAAAAAUCAUCAUUUGAAAGUAUGAUCCACAUUGCUAAACUAGAAAAUGUCGAGCUCAUAGUUUGUGGACGGUUUCAAAGUUUAUCAAUAGCCAAUAAUGGAGAGAUUUAUUCCUGGGGCCUUAAUGAAUUUGGUCAAUUAGGUCUUGGGGAUGAAAAAAACCGAAACAUCCCAUGUCUUAUUCCAUUUCCAAAUGAUGAUUUAAUCGAUAUCCGAAUUAAAGAUAUUGUGGCUGGCAUGUAUCAUUCAUUAUUUUUAUUCGAAAAUGGUCAGCUUUGGGGAUGUGGUUCUAAUAAAUAUGGUCAACUUGGUCUUGGUGAUGAUAUUAAACGAUCAAAGUUGACGAAAAUACCGAUUGAAAAUGUACAACAAAUUGCAUGUUCAAAAUUCGACUGCUUUUCAUUGGCAUAUGAUGGAUCAUCGUAUUAUGCAUGGGGCAGAAAUAGCAGCUGGUCAUCACCUAAAAAAUUGGAUUAUCAUCCGACAUCAUUUGCUUCUGCAUCGACAAUGAUUCUAUCAUCCCCACUAACAUUUGGCCUCACAUCAACAAUCUAUGAAUUCGGAUCACAUGAUUCAAUAUCGUACCAAUGCAAAUCAAUCAUCCAAUUAUUCGAUAAUCAGGAUAGUUAUGAUGUGGAAUUUUUGAUUGACAAAAAACGUAUCAAGGCGAGUAAAUGUUAUCUCAAAUCUGUAUCGGAAUAUUAUCGACGAAUGUUUUCCGGAAAUUGGACUGAAAAUGAUCAAGUAACCAUCGACGAUUAUUCGUAUGAAACAUACUAUGCAUAUUUACGUAUGUUACAUACGGGUAAAAUUUAUAUUACUCGUCAAAAUAUAACCGAGCUUGUUGAUUUGGCCAACUGUUAUGGCGAUGAAAAAUUGAUGAAAUAUUGUCAAACAUUUAUACGGAAUGAUCUAAAUGAACAUACUAUGUCCACAUAUUCUUCAUUAAUUGAAAAAUACGAAAUGAAGAAAUUGUACGAUAAACUCGCUCACCUUACUAUCGAACAAGUGUUACCAAAUGUUACCCACAGUAUUCUUCAAAACAAUGAAAAAUGCAUUAAAUUUCUUAAAUCAAUUUACGAUCAACAACUAUUGUUUCAAACGGAUAUGAAUCAUUAAUUCAGUUCUUGUAAAAAAAUACAUACAUCACAUUUGGUCUCACCAAUAUCAUAGAUUAGACAACAACGUUUCAACUUGAGUCAAUAGACUCGACUGAUUAAUAUCAAAAAAUGUCUUGUUUUUUGUUUCCUGUAUUCUUGUUUGUCGUCUGGUG